Molecule: messenger RNA, 1120 nt
Organism: Glycine soja
Lineage: Eukaryota; Viridiplantae; Streptophyta; Magnoliopsida; Fabales; Fabaceae
Exons: 8
Coding region: 188-997 (269 amino acids)
Biological process (GO): proton transmembrane transport; potassium ion transport
Cellular component (GO): mitochondrial inner membrane
Source: RefSeq, a predicted model, not a curated record
UUCUGUUCUAUGUUCCCCUGAUAUCCGAAAAACUGUUUUGGUUUGAUUUCAUUUCCGAAUACUUCAUUCAUCACUGUGAGUCUGUAACUGUUCUGUUCAUCCCUACCUAUCGGAUUUUCAGCCACAUUCUUCUUAUUCCUGAAUAUACACCCAAAUUCCACUUUCCUAUCCUAGGGUCACCAUCACCAUGAGAGCCAAAUUGCUCGUGUUCCCAUUACGUGGCAGGAACUGGUGCUUCUCCAGAACCAUCGAUCAUUCUCUUCUCUCCGCUUCCCAUGCUUCCUCUCAAUCAUCCCCUUCAACCCUCAAAGGCUUAUGGACCAACAUCAACGUCCGUGAUAAACCCCUUAACGCCAAAGCCGAGCUCUUUGUCGAUUACAUCGCCAACAAGAUGAAUAGCGUUUGGAUUGGCUUGGAGAAAGCGCCGGAGGGGUCCUUCAAGAAUAAGAUUCAUGGGUUGGGCUUGCGGCUCUUGUCGCGGGUUAAGCCCUCGGAGAUAUUUUUGAAGUCUAUAUCGAAGGAAAUCACUAGUGUUGAAAUCAUCUAUCCAUCAAGUUUGAAUGCUCAACUUGUUCGUCGAAGACUGAGACAUAUUGCUGUGAGGGGAGCAAUUAUCCACAGGAAAUACUUCUAUGGUUCAGUUUUGUUAAUCCCAUUGAGUGCAGCAUGUGGCAUUUUACCUUUGCCUAAUGUCCCGUUCUUCUGGGUUUUAUUUCGCACUUAUUCUCACUGGAGAGCCCUGCAGGGAAGUGAGAAAUUGCUCCAACUAGUCUCAGAUGGCAACAAAACUUCAAACACUUACACACAAACUGAGCAUAAGAACUCUAAAAGUCAAAGCCAUAGUUCGAAUGAACCCUGUUGGGUGUUGAAGCCCUCCAAAGAACUAGAUAAUCUUGUCCGUCUAGAAGGUCUUAGUCAACAUGCUAUCGUAAACAUUUGCAAGAUCUAUGACUUGAACACCAAAGAUGUUAUAAAAUACCAGAAGUCUAUUUUUUAAUGUUUUGUAAUGCAAUAAGUUUUGGAAUUUUCUAUUCAAUCCACUUCCUUCACAUUUUCAUAAAUGUUAACCCAUAUUUUUUGGUUGUUAUUAACUUAUUCAUCAAUUUAUGCUACUUGUGAA